UCCUCACAUGUCUCCCACAUACGUCCCACCAUGUCUCGCUGUGCCCCCGUGCUGAUGCUGGUGGCUCUGGUCUGCCUGGCCCGGUUGGGCUCGGCCCAGCCCGUCGACAGCCGGGCCGAGCUGAAGAAGGUGCAGGAGGCUCUGGAGGAGCUGCAGGCGGAGAGGAGAGUGAUGACGGCGCGUCUGGAGGCGGCGGAGAACGAACUGAGGAGAGUCAAAGAAGCUCCUAAGGUUGCGUUCGCUGUCUCUCUGGGCGGAAACGGCCUCGAGAAGACGACAAAUGGAAACAAAGAUCUCGUCUACAAGGACGUUCUGACCAAUGUGGGCGGAGCUUAUGAUGCAGCGACAGGUGUGUUCACGGCACCAGUUCGUGGCGUCUACUACAUCCGCUUCACGGCCAACGCCCCCACCGACUUCCCCAUGAGCGCCGUGCUCUACAAGAACGACCUGAGCAUCCAGCUGAUCGCCCACGAGCAGUCGUCCGGUGAAGGCAGCGACACGGCGUCCAACGGCGCCACCCUGCUGCUGGAGAAGGACGACAAGCUGAAGAUGAAGCUGUGGCACAACACGCAGAUCUGGGACAACAGCAACCACCACAGCACCUUCAGCGGCUUCCUGCUGUUCCCCAUGGUGGAGGAGCAGCUGAUGGAGUUCGACGUUGAGGCCGAGCUGAAGGCUCUUCAGGCGUCUCUGGCUCAGCUUCGGACUGAAAACCUGGAUGUCAAAGAGAAAUUAGAGACAACAGAGAAGGAGCUGAAGGCGAUGAGAGAUGUACCAAAGGUGGCGUUUUCAGCUUCUCUCGGAGGCAACGGUCUUCAGAAGACCACGUCUGGACGCAAGAGACUCAUCUACAGAGAAGUCCUGACCAACAUCGGCCAGGCCUACAACUCCGAGACCGGUGUGUUCACGGCGCCGGUUCGUGGCGUCUACUACGUCCGCUUCACGGCCAACGGUCCCACCGACUUCCCCCUGAGCGCCGUGCUCUACAAGAACGACAUGAGCAUCCAGCUGAUCGCCCACGAGCAGUCGUCCGGCGAGGGCAGCGACACGGCGUCCAACGGCGCCGCCCUGCUGCUGGAGGCCGGUGACACACUUUCCCUGGACCUGUGGCAAAACACCCAGAUCUGGGACAACAGCAACCACCACAGCACCUUCAGCAGCUUCCUGCUGUUCCCCAUGUGAGGACGAGCAUCGAACUCAUGAAGCUUUAAUAAAACAUGAAAAAUCAUCUC
Molecule: messenger RNA, 1232 nt
Organism: Mugil cephalus (flathead mullet)
Lineage: Eukaryota; Metazoa; Chordata; Actinopteri; Mugiliformes; Mugilidae
Exons: 8
Coding region: 31-1182 (383 amino acids)
Molecular function (GO): protein binding
Source: RefSeq, a predicted model, not a curated record